UAGUGUAUACUAAGAAAGAGAUAUGGCGAGUAACUCGAACUCAACACAAUUUCCCAGUAGAUUUGUCGUUUAGGACUAAUAAAGAAUGGUCAAUGAUUUAUUACUAAAUAGCAGAAAUUACACGACCUACUGUACACGAAGAAUGCUGUUAUGAUGAAGACGCAGUUAUUUUUUAAAUGUGGAUGACUAUCUUUAUAAAACAUUAAAGUACUUCUAUGUUUGAUGUUUGAAUUCAAGUUUUUUUGACUUGUUAUUUUGCAUUGCAUCUGCAUCAUUGUAAAUGAAACUUUGUAAUUUCAUCUUGUUUGUCAAAUCUGUAUAUGUUUAACAAUAAAGUUGUUUUUUAACUCAUUUUUUAAUAGAAAACUUGGAAAGUUUUUGCUGUGCAAAUUUGCAUGUUUAAUUAGUAACCAGGACCAUCAUUCAUUUUGUGCUGGAAAGCUAUACAGUUAUUGCAAGGUUUUUAUGUGCUACUCUCUGUGUGUCAUUCAUACACAAAUAUUUCAUGGCAAAAGAGAACAAACUAAAGGGUGGGUCAAGAACUCAUUGUGCUGCUAUCAACUGCACACAAAGCAAACGAACUCGUCCUGAUUUAAGUUUUUUUCGUUUUCCAAAGGAUAUGGAGAGAUCAAAGGAAUGGGUAAACAAUUGUCGUCGUGAAGAUCUUUUGGGCAAAAGUGCAGAAUAUCUUUACAAGAAUUGUAAACUGUGUGCAGAUCAUUUUGAGGACUGCAUGUUCACCAGCAUGGAAAAGAAGAGAUUAAAUCCUCAGAGUAAGCCAACUCUAUUCAAAAUUCCCAAUCCUCCACCCCAAAUUGGGAAAAAACGAAGGGCAAUUGAAAGAAAAGAAAUUCAAUAUGUUCCAUCAGCAAAGAAAUCUCGACAUGAAGAAAUAGCCAAUGUUACAGAAGAAAAUCAAACAAUAGAAGGCAACCAAGUUUAUGAUAUUCAAACGAAUCAAUCAAAUGAAAAUGAAGAAGACAAUCCACCUGAGUGUUCAAAAAGAGAUUUCGGUGGUCAAACAUACCAAUCUCUCAGAUAACACCCUAGGAAGAGAAAACAAAAAACAACAAUUCAAACUAAGAAUACAAAAAUACGAAGGCUGAGCAGAAAGAUUAAAAAUCUGGUGAAAGAGAAGGAUAUCGAAUGCACAUUAGAAGCUGCACUAAAAAACCUGCCUGGGCAUCUAGCCAGCUUUAUAAGGUUACAAAUGAAGCUCCACUCAAAAAAGAAAUAUGGUCGAAGAUACUCACCAGAAUUACAAUCAUUAGCUGUCUCUAUGCCAUGCUAGUGGAAAAGCAUACAAGCUUCUAUCAAAGCUUUUUAUUCUGCCAUCAAUGACAUCAAUAAGAAGAUUUGUUUCAAGAAUUCCUAUGAAAACAGGCAUACCACAAGCAACAUUAAACCUAUUAAAAGAGAAAGUUCUACAUAUGA
This is a messenger RNA of Xenia sp. Carnegie-2017, 1434 nucleotides long. RefSeq names its product 52 kDa repressor of the inhibitor of the protein kinase-like. Lineage: Eukaryota; Metazoa; Cnidaria; Anthozoa; Malacalcyonacea; Xeniidae. The transcript has 6 exons. The record is from RefSeq and is a predicted model, not a curated record. Gene Ontology annotation, molecular function: sequence-specific DNA binding. The coding region runs from base 506 to 1042 and encodes 178 amino acids.